AGAGGAGAGAGGGCGCCGAUUUCUCUCGCGCUGCUGCGUUACGGGAGAGAGCCGCGAGUACGUUUCCGUAUGAGCCAUGGUUAGCGCGUGGUCUUACGGGUGUCGGGGUUCAUCUCGGACUCCACUUGCGCGGCUCUUUGACACUGACGAACUAAACCGGCUCCGCCCUCGUCAGGAUUCCCGCGAUUCCAAGUGCCGCGCUUUUAAAACGCCAACCCCAGUUCUCCGCCGCGACUCAUGCUCAAAGCCCAAUUUGACGCGCUUCGCGGAUAAACUCGUGCUCGAAUUAUGAAAAUACAUAUUUAAUUUCGUCCAGGAAUGUUACUUCCUAUUACUUGCGUAACUGUUGAGUGUUUUUUGGUGGCGGAAUCGCUCGUGAUUUUUAUGGGAUGAUAAGUUUUGUGAUCUCGGAGUUUCUGCCUGUGUUAUCAGUUGUUAUGUUUUGUUUUGUUUUCGUGCGUUUUCGGUCGAUGUUUUGACUUAAAUUCAAACGUUCAAUCCUGUUUUGAUAAAAUUGCGUCUAAUUUGGAUGAAAAUGCUGCCGGAACAGAUUCAUAGGCACGUGCAACAAGCAGUGCCCACAUUUUUUUGCGUAUUGUUGUCGUUGAAUCUCGCGAUGAGCCGCCCCCAAGCUGACGUCCCAGCCUCUCCCGGUGAGCCAGCGGAAAAUUUGAAUGUUUUAAUGCAAAAGCUCUCGUCAAAAGCAGCAAGGUCGCUCGGAUCCGAAGGUUCUCCUCGUUUCACUCCAAAAGCCGAAGACUUUGCAGAUUGCGCCAAUGGAUCAACGUUUUGCGAAACGAUUAAGGACUAUCCUAGUAGUCACAUAGAUGAAAUGUUCAUGCAAGAAGCUUUGAAAAGACAAUUCGACUCAAAAUACGAAGUUGAAAUUCAGCCAGUUGAUGUCAUGGAUGAACCGGAAAAGGAACCACUUUGCAAGUCGAUGAAAAAACUCAUCUAUCCCAACAUCACAAAAACCGACGAUGUCUCGGGCGAAAGCAAAGUUUACACCAUGAAAUCAGGAAUAGAAGUUGAGGAGUGUGUACAAUCUGGCUCCUGUUCGUCAAGCGAGAAAAUGCCGGCCGGUUUCAAGGCUCUGUGCAAGCAAAGGUACGUCUACACGCAUCUCCUCAUGACGGACAAGGAGGGGGUGGAAUCGAAGCAAGUGUACUUGCUACCCUCCGGCUGUAUCUGCUCCCUGAAAGCGGCUGAAAGCGGUCUCAAGAUCAAAGACGCUGCACUGCUUCUGCUCAACGAAUUCUUGACGAAACCACAGUGACGUCACCAGUGACGUUGCAUCCUCUCUCUAGUCAGCGCCCCAACUUGACAUUCAAGUAAGGGCGCCUUUCAACUACGGGUCCGACGUGACGUCGUUUCCCAGGUGGAGCGUAAACACAUUUCAACGUUGCGAAAUUUCCAUGCGCAUAUUGAACUUUUACUAGGAAACUUCUGGGUAUUUACAUGUGAAAAUUUCACUAAUUGUCUCUCUGGCUGCACGCAAAAAUCAGCUAAAUGGAGAGAAACUGCUCUACCAUAUUUCUAUAAAAAUUGAUCCGUUUGAGUCAGUUUUGCAACAUUGGUAUGAAGUUGUAUACGAUCCCCCGUCUGGGAAUCAACGAUAAGUCUGCCACUGCGUUAUUAGACAUAUUUUUUUGAUUCUUAAAGAAUCGCAUGUCAAGCGUGGUGGUGGAUGCUUACGCUCAAAGAUACGCGCUUCAAGCAUGGAUAAUCGGGACUUGACAUUCACAAAAAGAUACAGUCGUUCAGCGGUAUCUAAAAGGUAGAACAGUCGGCAAACAGCUUAGUAGAACCUAAUUCAAAUAAGGAUGCCCUCUUUAUUUUUUACGCCGAAUUUAAAUUUUUGGCCUUCUGCUGCUAGGUUUCACUGGGUAAGAACAAGGCAAGAGCAAGACUUCUCGAUCAUUCGUAGAGACCCUUGUUAGUGUGCUGCUCAUCUGCUCUGCUUCAUUCUUUGAGAUGGUUGUAAGUUUGGCCAGGAAUUCCCCACCCCCCUUUUUUUCUGAAGAGUAAAUGCUUCAAUUGUGAUCGUCAAUGCAUUUACCAACUGAAAGUUCCUUUAUAGUAUCUUUAAGUAGGUAACAGAUAGUUACUAUUCACUAUCAACAGCGCACGUGUAAUUCACCAUGAUCUAAUAUUUUCUUCAGUUUCGUCCAAGACAUGAAUCAUAUUGUAUAGAUUGAUACAUUUUUUGAUUGGUCGUAACAUUUUCUUUAGAUACCUAUCGUUAAGCAAAACAAUUUGUGUAGGGACAUAAUUAUUUGUAAGGCCUCAUAAUCAUGUAAAAGCCUGACUUGUCGAGACUCAUGCUAAAAUUAGAGAGCCUCCUUUUUAAAAUGAUGCAACGAUGUAUGUAAUGAAAAUAUUUUUAGUAGGUAACGAUGUUCAGUAUUAGAUAACGUCAACGUAUUGCACAAAAAUUUCAUGAGUUUAUACGCUGUGUUACGUUAGGUAUUUGUGCACCAAAGACCAAGGCACCAAGAUGCCCUAAAAUCUGGAAAUUAUUAAUUGAUCUAUCUGCUAUCGGAUAUUUCUCCAAAGUGCUAAAGAUCCACUUUAAGUUCAUAACCAUGAAAUCUCAACUUUGGGAUGAGUUGGAAUAAAAGGAAAUAGAAAUAUUGCGGAGUCCUAUUGAAACCUGCAUGGUCGGGGAAAUCCCGAGUACGUGGUGUUGCGCCAUUACGGUUUGUUCAAAUCGAGGCUGCAUAUUUUAAGCGGCCUCCGCGAUGCGGUAUGUGACAGAGUUGCCAUUAAUCGAAUCGAAUAUAUUGUCAAAUAAAGCACUCUCAGCCUAUGGUCUCAGCAAAAAGAAAUCAACUUGACAGGAUAUACGGAGUGACUUACUCAUUGAACAUAAAUUUCACUUUUAUUCUCACACAGAGCACUAAAAAAUGUUUAGUCUGAAUAAUGAUGUAUAAGUGUCAAACGCAAUGAGCGAUCGUUGGCAACUUGCAUGCUAUUCUUGAUGAAUAGAAAAACACGUAAAUACGGAGAUGAAAUAACAAAACCAGAGUUGGCUAUAAUGUCUGGAAUUGGUAAGAUCCAAAGUCAGCACAACUGCAUUAUAAGUUUUUACAUUUCAUACUCGUAAUUUUAACAUUUAACUCGACGACUUUCCACCUUGAAACUAUCUGCGAAUUUAUCUUGAAUCGUAAAGAAUAUACUCAGAAGAUUGCGAGAUUGCAUGUUCCUCAGUUUUCUGUAAAAUAACGUAAAACAUGGUGGAAAUUAGGCAACGUAUAAUGUAGUUGUGCUGAUUCUAAUUAAACGAGUUGGGUUAGGUCCGGGUAGGCAACUAAACUAACCGCAUUGCAAGGCGGAAAGUAUCAGGAAGAAUUGAAGGCGUUCUCAGCCAGGAUUUUUCAAAGUCUUCUUUUUUCUCACCAAUGGAGCCCUCAUUAAGCCGAUGCAAAUUUCUGCAAUUUGACGAGCAACUCGCAAAAUAUUGGCAAAUUACUAACGAUUGCCGAUUGCUCGCGACAAAAAAAUUUUUCUUUAUAUUUCGUAGGAAAAAAAAUAAGUUUCAUAAAAAUAUGAUAGUUUCAUGAGUGUGUUUUGUCAGUUACUUCCUCCAUGUCAAUCUGAAAAAGAACUAAAUUGAUAAUGUAGGCAAGAGAUUAGUAGCUAUGUAUUUGAUUAGUGCUAUAGAGUUAAAUUAAAUUCAUAUAGGGGCGUCAUUCUCAGAAAAUCCUAGGGGAUUAAAUAAAUGUUGUUCAGAGAAUUUAAAUAGUUGGCAAGACUUCAUAAAAUCUCGGAAGAUUGCCUUAAAAUUGAUCAAAAUUGAUCCUAUCAGCUCUCUUUGAGGAAUAAAUCUUACCUGAUUCACAUUUUUUUUCAAGAAACAGGAAACUUUCAAUUAUUUUGAUGCUGUUGUGCCGUUUAUUUGCUAUAAGUGUAUCGAAGUUUGCGAAUGAACUUUGUUUAAAUUCUCUGUAAUGAGUCAUUGUUCGAAUAUUAUAUUUGCGGAUGGAGCUCACAAAAAGCAUGUGCAGCGUCGUCGGAGAGCUUUGUUUCAAAAUUUUAAACAUACCUGAGUUAUUAAUCGUCCAUACUCAGGGUUUUGUGCAGAAAUGGACGAAGCUCUCAGCAAGUUCUCGAGGCGGUUAUUUUUUCCACGAGAAAUCGUAGUUUUUCAAGAGUUUUAAAGUUGUUCAGAGCUUAAUUUUAGGUUUCAAUUUUUCCAUCAGUGUACAUCAAUCAUUCAUUGAAGGCAUGCGGAAAAGAACGUUUUAAUUGUCCAAAACACACCUUUGAUUGAUUUGCUAGCGUUCAAGAACUAAAUCGGAGCUCAUAUUUUCUCACAGAACUUUGCUCUCUUCCCUUAAGUAAAUGUUCCAUGCUAUUUCUUGUUUGUCUCAUAUGUACUGUUGUCGGUCUCGACUCGAGGUCUUGUUUUUAUCGAUAAUAUGUCAGGCCUUGUAGAUAAUCAAUGUAGAGUAUUUUUGGUGCUAUUUUGAGAAUAAACUUUCUUGUUGGUACAUCAUGUUGUUUAUUCUCUAAAAAUUACAUGGAAAGUCACUGGUUCAAAGACGUAUCCAAAUAUGUUUGAUGUCAUAUACUUGAAAUAUCGGAUUCAUCUUUAGUGAUUUGAUACCUUAAUAUUCAAGUUUGUCAUCCCUGUGCGCAGGGCAGCUACGGCGCAACAUAAGUUUGAGAGGAGAUACAGCUUCAUAAAGGAACUAAAAAUGCAUACAGUAUACCCUAUAUGAUAAAUUCCUACCCGAAUGCGGAUUUCAUGCACAAGUAUACUUAAGUAACAUGCAAUUGUGAAAUCUCCUCACAUUUUCUUCUUCUUUACAAUUUACCAAAUAACGUUUACUAUUUAUUUUUGUACCCAAUGCAUAAAAUGAUUUAUUUAUGAUAAAAUGUUAUUGUAUAGUAA
This is a messenger RNA of Bemisia tabaci, 4897 nucleotides long. RefSeq lists its product as uncharacterized. Gene Ontology annotation, cellular component: extracellular region. Gene Ontology annotation, biological process: central nervous system formation; innate immune response. NCBI's taxonomy places the organism in Eukaryota, Metazoa, Arthropoda, Insecta, Hemiptera, Aleyrodidae. Gene Ontology annotation, molecular function: growth factor activity; Toll binding. The record is from RefSeq and is a predicted model, not a curated record.